Symsagittifera roscoffensis is the source of this 945-nucleotide messenger RNA. Its product is annotated as universal stress protein MT2085-like. Lineage: Eukaryota; Metazoa; Xenacoelomorpha; Acoela; Convolutidae. The coding region runs from base 313 to 846 and encodes 177 amino acids. The transcript is spliced from 4 exons. The record is from RefSeq and is a predicted model, not a curated record.
CACAUAUAAAGGUACUGAAUUCGUUAGAAGAAUUGGAGAAUUAAUUGUCUUGCGGUAUUUUAUCAGAGCUGACACAUAAAACUUCUUACCAAGAAAAUUAUAUCUAACUCAUAGUCAAUGUCUAAUUAGUAGAUUAGAGUGACGCAUAAGAAGAUUAUUAGUCGAUUUUCUGCAUGAAGUUUCAGAAUACGCCUUGAAUAAAAUAAAGCCAGUUCUGAUAGCUCAUAUAACCAUUACCAAGGUAGUUUUGAGCUCGCUCGUUUUUGCCCGAAUAAAAUUAUCUGUUUUCUUUUUUGUUUCGGAUAUACUGAAAUGAGUGGAAAUUCUAGCUCUAGCGAUACAAGAAGGGUUCUCAUUCCAAUUGACAGGUCGGCGAAUUCAGAACGAGCUCUCAAGUGGUACUUCAACAACGUGAAAAAACCAAAUGAUCACGUGAUCCUUUUUCACUCAGUUGAAAUGCCAACGAUGCCUCAAGAAUUUCGGGACUUUCAGGUGAUGGCGAUGGGUGCUCCAGGGGCAUUCAAGGUCGACGAGUGGAAGGCCAUGAUCAAGGACGAGAUCAAAAUCGUGGAGAGUCUCAAGUCCAAGUACGAGAGACUAGUUCAAAAUCAACAGGUAACUGUGGAGUUCCAUGCAUCAGACCAGACCAGUGGGAUAGGAGAGAACGCUUGCAAGGCAGCCAAGGAUAAGAACGCAGACUUGAUUGUGAUCGGCUCACGAGGCAUGGGCAAAGUGAGACGAACGAUCCUCGGCUCAGUGUCCGACUACAUCCUGCACCACGCUCACUUGCCAGUGCUAGUCGUGCCUCCCGAACAACACUUGUCUAGGACCUCGAUUUCGGAAUAAAAAAUAUUCCUUAAAAAGGAGUUGACUUAACAGCAGGAGCUCUUGUAUAUGUAUUUGUCAAUGAUUAAUAAUUUAAAAAGAAGAACAGUUAUCAUUAAA